Onychostoma macrolepis is the source of this 2328-nucleotide messenger RNA. RefSeq names its product ubiquitin-conjugating enzyme E2 J2-like. Lineage: Eukaryota; Metazoa; Chordata; Actinopteri; Cypriniformes; Cyprinidae. Bases 1 to 654 code for a protein of 217 amino acids. The record is from RefSeq and is a predicted model, not a curated record. The transcript has 6 exons.
AUGACCAAAACAGCAACACGGCGUCUGAAGCAGGAUUACCUCAGGAUAAGGAAAGAGCCUGUGCCUUAUAUCUGUGCUGAACCUCUGCCAUCUAAUAUACUGGAAUGGCAUUUUGUUGUUCGUGGACCUGAGAAAACCCCUUAUGAGGGUGGCUACUAUCACGGCAAGUUGAUAUUUCCUCAAGAAUUUCCUUUCAAGCCACCCAGUAUUUAUAUUAUAACCCCUAAUGGGAGAUUCAUGUGCAACACACGGCUGUGUCUGUCCAUUAGUGAUUUCCAUCCUGACACGUGGAAUCCGGCCUGGUCCGUCUCUACCAUACUCACCGCACUGCUGAGCUUCAUGGUGGAAAACAUUCCCACACUGGGAAGCAUAGAGACGUCUGACUUCAUCAAAACUCAGCUGUCUGCGCAGAGCUUGGCCUUCAAUCUGAAGGAUAGAGUUUUCUGUGAGCUGUUUCCUGCGGUUGUGGAGGAGAUCAAGGUGAAGCAAAGGACUCAGAAAGACUUUGGCGUUCCUCCUCAUAACGGUCAUGUGGCACGACGUCAGCCAAAGUCAAACCUCAGAGGAGCACUUGCAAACCUGUGUGUUAUUGCUGGUUUGGUCGUCUGUGUCUACACAGUCAAGUUUGUGCUACAUCAUAUAGGCCAGGACUGAAAACAGACUCUUCUGACGAGACCUGAAAGCUCUUUCUGAGUCGUCACUCUUUCGUUUAACCAAAGUGAACUUCUGUUCAGAACAUUUGUGGUAAUGCAAUGAUAAAGCAUGGUUUUCUGAAGUUCAUGACAUUACGCUGGGUGAAAGCCACUUUGAAAUGAAACUCUCUACUGUGACACAGUGGAAAAGCAGCUUUUGUCAUUUUCUUGAUUGAGCUGGCCACGACAGAGCAGUUAAACCGAAGAAUUAACCGUCAACAGUGUUUCUAUUGAGCCCCUCAUUAUCCGUGUUGCAGUUCGUUCUCAUCCUGUUUAUUUUUCUUUCGGGUCCUUGCACUUUCAUAACAGUUAUGACGCCAAAUUCUGCUUUAAAAAUCACUUCCCAACACUUAUGGUUUUGUUAAUGAGAAAGAAUUGAAUAAUACUUUUUGUAAAGUAAAUUACUUUAGUUAUUUAAUAUGUAACUGUUGGAAAAGUGGUUAACUGUAUAAUUACAUUCAUAUCUGUCUUUAUAUUUUGUGUUACAAGAAUAUUAUUUAGUUGUUUCUUUUGUUGCUGAAUUAUUGUUUUUAUCUGUAAAAAAAACAUUUAAUGUUCUAUCUUUUCCGAUUCUGCAGGUUGUAACUUAAUAGCACAUCUGACUCAAGGCUGUUUGAAUCUGAAUCAAAAGAAAGCAAAUUAUUAAAUUUCUCUUUGAAGUUAAAGUGCGAGUUAUACAAGCAUUCAAUAAACUAUCAUUAACAUGACUACAAAUCUUUACAUUUACAACACUGGAUCAUUAGCAGUCAUUUUAGUCACCCGAAAACCCUGAAAUUAUAUAAUGCAUCUCUAAUAAAGUGUUCCUUUUGAAUCAGAAGUCCAAUUACACAAUUUUUUUUAGUCACACUUUAUUUUAAGGUUAAAUUUUUGCCAUUAACAAACCAUUGAAUACGACUUUUGCCUCAAUAAACUCCUAAUCUGCUGCUUAUUAAUAGUUAUAAGGUAGUUGUUAAGUUUAGGGGUAGGACUGAGGAUGUAGAAUAUGUUCAUGCAGAAUAUGUGCUUUAACUUGUGCGGUCUUUAUUUGUGAAUCACACUAAUGGUCUUUGCGGUCAAAAGUGAGAUUAGCACCUCCUGAUGAGAGCAAAGAAAGAAAAACAUGUAAUUUCAUGGUGUAACCACUAGAUGCCUGUAUAGGAAUCUAUAGAGAGGCUUUUGAAUUCCCUAAUUAUUUUUAUACAUAAUUGUUUACUUUUAUUAGGUAGUAGAUUUAAAUGUAUAUUAAGGCAUUCUCAAAGACUACUUUUUGUCAAGGUUUAUAUUUUUUGUUGUUUUAAAUGUUGAUUUGAAGUGUCAGUUUUUGAAUUAUUAUUACUACUACAUUCAAACCUCAACACAGAAAGCAUUUUGUUAUACAAAACAUUAAAAUUCUAAAAAUGUAAAAAAAAAAAACAGGAAUGCUUUAUUAGAGCUUUAUCCUUCUGGGUCUGAUCUGAUUUCAACGUCUUAUUUCAGUUUUCUGACUCAUUUUGGCUAUAUGGUUCUUUUUUUUUUUUUUUUUUCUUGACUGAUAUGUUAUUGUUUUGGUUUAUUUGUUGGGGUAUUAUUAUUAUUAUGGUAAUAUUGUGUUAGGUCAUGUGACCUUUGAUCAACUGGAGGUAUAAGGAGAGGAAUAUCAGUGUUGUUCAUUUGUCUG